Molecule: messenger RNA, 763 nt
Organism: Malania oleifera
Lineage: Eukaryota; Viridiplantae; Streptophyta; Magnoliopsida; Santalales; Ximeniaceae
Exons: 4
Source: RefSeq, a predicted model, not a curated record
AUGGAAAGGAUGGAUUCUAGAGAUGAGAAUGUAAAGGCUGAAGGAAGAGAGGAUUCAGUGACUUCUAGUGAAGAAGAAAUAGAUACCUCUAAGGUCCUCCUAGGAAGACUUGAUCCAAUGGCUACAGAGAAUUGGGUACAGGAAAUAGAAGAGAUUAUGGUCGUACUCGACUGCACGGAUGAACAGAAGGUUUGUUAUGCUGCAUUCAAAAUGACUGGAGAGGCGAAGCGUUGGUGGCUUUCUGUAAAGCUGCUAGAGGAUCAGAGGGUGAUAAAGAUAGCUUUUACUUGGGAGAGAUUCAAAGAGCUGUUUUUUGACAGGUAUUUUCCUUCAUCUGUCAGAGAGGAAAAGAUUAAGGAAUUUACUAAUCUGACCCAGGGAGAUAUGACGGUUGUGGAAUAUGAGGCUAAAUUUGUGGAAUUGUCAUGUUUCGCUCCAUUUCUAAUCCCAAAUGAGAUAAGGAAAGCCAGGAAAUUUGAGAAAGGUCUAAGGCGCAGAAUCUACAAGCUGGUGGUCGGCUUUCAGGUCCAGAGUUUUUCAAAAGUAGUUUAUAAGGCCUCAGUGUUGGAGAAGAGUAUCCAGAGCAGCACUGAGUCUUUAGAGUGUGGUAAGCCAGGGCAUGUCGGGAAAGAUUGUCAGGAGUCGUUGUCUAUGGUAUCUGUGCAGAAUGAGGAUCGGGGAAAACAGCAGGUACUAUUAGGAAGGUGUGCUCCACCCCAAUUGUACACACUUCAAGUUGAGGAGGAUGCCAUCAGAGAAGCAG